AUGGAGACCCGCUUUCCACGUCACUCGCAGGCCGACGCCGACAUCAUGUCCCAUCCGCAGCCCGUGUGCGACUUCUCGACCACCCCGACCUCCUCGCAGCCCAUGAAGGCGGGCUUCAAGACCGGCCGCCGCCAGCACCGCAGCUGCGACCAGUGCCGCAAGGGCAAGCGCGCCUGCGACGUCGCCUUCGCCAAGGAGCCGGGCGGAAACUCGGACGACAUCACCGCCCUCGGGCCGUGCUCCAACUGCAAGCGGACCGGCAAGAACUGCACCCUGCAAUGGCUGCGCGCCGUCCACCGCGCCUCGCUGCGCCCGCGCCGCGACUUCGACACCCCUGCCGACCCGGCCAAGCCCGACGACGACACCACCACCACCACCCUCUCCCAGUCGCCCCAGGCCCAACAAGGCGCUCGGACCCUGCCCACGGCCUCUGAUCAGCAGCCGGGAGCUGCCUAUGCUUACUCGUACCCUUACUCGCCCACCGUCGCCGAUCCCGUGUUGGCCGUCCUGCUGCCGCCUCAGCACCAGCACCAGCAUCAGCAGCAUCAGCAGCAUCAGCAGCACCAGCAGCAACAACAACAACAACAACAACCCCUUCCCGAUCAAUGGCCCGCGUCCGGCUUCGACCCUCUGCCCCUGCGCGCCGUGGCCGACGCCCUGGACGACGAUUUCCGCUUCGAGCAUGUCCCGCAGGAACAGCAGCCGCAACAGCAGCAACAGCAACAGCAGCAGCAACAACAUCAGCAGCAGCAGCAACGUGAACAGGCCGACUACCAGCGUGCCUUCUUCCCCACGGCCGCGGCGCCGCCGCCGUCGAACGUGUCGCCCGGGUCCAACGGGCUGUACCUCGCGGGCGCGGCCUGGGAGUGCGACGAGACCAGCGAGAGCCCGGAGAGCGUGGAGCAGGCGGUCGAAGACGUGCUGACCGAGUCGGUGACGCAGAACGAGCUGGUGCCGUGGCGCAUGGCGGCGGGCGGCGGCGGCGGCGGCGGCUUCGGGCAGACGCGGGCCCGCAGCCCGUCGUCGGCCGCCAGCUUCAGCAGCUUCAUCGACCACCUGCAGCCGUCGACGCUGCAGAGCCGGCUGUCGUCGACCAUGAACCAGUCGGUGCUGACCAAGGGGCUGUGGAAGGUGUACCACGACAGCUUCGAAAACGCCCUCUCCUGCUGGCUGACGGAGAAGACGUGCCCGUACACGUACCAGAUGCUGCCGGCGCCCGGAGACAGCAGCAACGACGCGGCCUCGUCGUUGUCAGAGGUAUGGGGUCCCGCGUGGGUGGAUCCGUCGUACAUCGCCGCUCUCUUCGGCGGGACUGACCAAGAUCCUUCUUCACAGGGCAAUCGCAUCGUCAAGCGCGUGUGCCACCUGGACAAGUCGUGGGCGAAGCUGCGCCACCGCGGGCCCAUGAGCCAGCAGGAGGACCGCGCCGCGUCGCGCGCCCUGCAGCUGUCCAUCAUGGCCUUCGCCACCCAGUGGGCCCAGGGCAGCCAGCGCAGCUCCGCCCAGUUCGCCGCCGACGAUGCCGGCAUGCCGUUCCCCUUGGACGGCGAGUUUGACCGCAUGCUGCAGGAGUCGUUCUGGCACCAGGCCCGCCGCGCCCUGCAGGACGCCGCCGACUGCGAGUCGUUCCGCGUCGUGCUGGCCCACAUCAUCUUCUCCUUCACCCAGAAGCCCCUCAACCUGGACCAGCACGUCGCCGCCGACGCCGCCGAGGACGGCGACACGUCGCGCCUCGACGACAUCAUCGAGGCCGAGGGCCCGCCCGUCUUCCUGGAGACGGCGACGAGGCAGGUCUUUGCCCAUCGCGCCAAGCUCAACCGCAUGAUGGGCCGCACCGGCCCCUCCAGCCCAGCCAGCAAUCUGGAAACAGCUGACCGCAAGACAUUCGACAUGAUGUUCUGGCUCUGCGUCAUGUUCGACACGCUCUCGGCCGUCAUGAACGACCGCCCCCUCAUCGUCUCGGACAAGGACAGCAAGAUCCACCCGGACCGGAAAGCCAGCGCCUCCAGCGCCACCAGCAACGGCUCGGCCGCCAACAUGUUCGACGCCGGCUCGACCGGCGACCUCUUCACCGACGGCGCCUUCUCCGCCUCCCUCCCGGAAGAGCCGUCCGGCGACCUCUGGGGCGACCUCUUCCUCAAGCCCAAGCAGCUCCGCUGGGGGAACCAAGGCAUCCCGCGCUGGCCCUGCUCGUACGAAGAAGCCGCCACCACGCUCUGCAACGCCUCGCCCGUCAAGGUCCUCCUCUACCGCAAAGUCGCCCGCCUCCAAACCCUCAUGUCGCGCGUGUCCACAGCCCCCGCAAAGAUGGAAGCCUCCGUCACCGAAUCGCUCAAGGUCUACCAGCACUGGAACGCCACCUACCGCCAGUUCUUCCUCGACUGCAUAAACCACCACGAGUCGCUCCCGCCGCGCAUCCAGUCCUGGUACGUCAUCCUCGCCGGCCACUGGCACCUCGCCGUCCUGUCGCUCGCCGACAUGCUCGCCCGCAUCGACGAGGGCGGCAUGGGCCUGGAGCCGCAGCGCGAGCAGCGCGCCCGCUCCCGCCUCGUGGCCAUGCUGCGGAAGGAGAACGCGUCGGCCAUGUCGGACGUCGGCCGCGUGUCGUCGCCCGGCGGCGCCGACUCGUCGUUCGCCCGCGCCCAGGACUUCCACUUCGCCGUCAACAAGGGCGCGCUGCUGACGGAGCCGUGGACCGUGGUGCUGGUCAGGGCUUUUGCAAAGUCGGCCCGCGUGCUGCUCGACCUGGUGCCCGCGCCCGACCAGAUGCACCUGUCGCCCGCGAUGAACGGCGUCGGCGUCGGCGUCGGCGUCAGCAUGGGCGCCGCGGAUGAGUACAUGCGCCGCUGCGAGCACUGCAUCAAGGCCUUGUGGUACCUCGGCCGCAAGUCGGAUAUGGCGUACCUCGUCGCGACCAUCUUGUCCAAUUCGCUCAAGGCGAAGGCGAUGAAGUUGGCUGCGCCGUCGCCCUUGCGACAGAAUAGCGGCGUGGGGGCUGCGGCGGCACAGCAACAACAACAACAACAACAACAACAGCAACAGCAGCAGCAGCAGCAGCAGCAGCAACAGCAGCAACAGCCUCCUCAGCCUCGCCGACCGACCAUGGACUCGAAUUUCUACGACCCGUGGCAGGGAUGGGGGAACGGUGGCCAUUUGGACACGUCGCUCUAUGCUACGUUAUAG
Diplodia corticola is the source of this 3183-nucleotide messenger RNA. Its product is annotated as c6 zinc finger domain protein. Gene Ontology annotation, biological process: regulation of DNA-templated transcription. The coding region runs from base 1 to 3183 and encodes 1060 amino acids. The transcript is spliced from 3 exons. The record is from RefSeq and is a predicted model, not a curated record. Lineage: Eukaryota; Fungi; Ascomycota; Dothideomycetes; Botryosphaeriales; Botryosphaeriaceae. Gene Ontology annotation, molecular function: zinc ion binding; DNA-binding transcription factor activity, RNA polymerase II-specific.